UAAAAUUAGAGUUUUAUUAAAAUAAAUCUUGUGUUGGUUAUGAUUUUGUUGUACAAAUAUAGUAACUACUUUUACCUUAGCUGUAGAGAUUGUUUCUACUUUCAUGAUACUUCUGUUACAGUCAGAAACAAAGAAAGUGGGUAUCUUGUGUUUUGGCUAAUCGAAUGGAGAGGUCGUAUGUUCCUGUUGUUUUCCUCCUCUUCUUCUCUCUUCUCUUUCAUGGAGGAAUUGCCAGAGCUAUGAGAAGAACCCAGCAGGAUGGAUCAGAAGAGUGGGGAUACGUUGAAGUCAGACCAAAAGCACAUAUGUUUUGGUGGCUAUACAAUAGUCCAUAUAGAGUUGAAAAUCCCUCCAAGCCAUGGCCAAUCAUUCUCUGGUUGCAAGGUGGACCUGGUGCUUCAGGCGUUGGGAUUGGGAAUUUUCAGGAGGUUGGACCAUUGGACAAUUAUUUGAAGAGCAGGAAUUCGACAUGGUUGAGAAAAGCUGAUCUCCUGUUUGUGGAUAAUCCCGUAGGAACGGGAUACAGUUAUGUGGAGGAUACAAAUUCAAAAUUGUUUGUGAAAACUGAUGUUGAGGCCGCAACUGAUUUAACUGCAUUAUUGGAGGAGCUUUUUAAUAAAAAUGAGACACUACAAAAGAGUCCUUUGUACAUUGUGGCAGAGUCUUAUGGAGGAAAAUUUGCAGUCACUCUUGGAUUGUCUGCACUAAAAGCUAUAGAAGCUGGAAAAUUAAAGCUCAAACUUGGAGGAGUUGCAUUGGGAGAUAGUUGGAUCUCUCCAGAGGAUUUUGUGCUUUCUUGGGGGCCUCUGCUUAAGGAUGUCUCGCGGCUUGAUAACAAUGGCUUGGAGAAAUCAAACAGUGUGGCUCAAAAAAUUAAGCAGCAACUUGAAGAUGGUCAAUUUGUCGAUGCCACAAAUUCAUGGAGUGAACUUGAAGCAGUGAUUAGUGCUAGCAGCAGCUCCGUGGAUCUUUACAACUUUUUACUGGAUUCGGGUAUGGACCCGCUAUCAUUAACAGCGGCAGAGUUAUCAGAAAAAAUUGCAAUAAAAAGGUACUCAAGAUACCUGAGUUACUUGAAAUCUGCUACUCCUGAUGGAGAUGGUGAUCUUGAUAGCUUGAUGAACGGCCAAAUUAAAAAGAGGCUCAAGAUUAUUCCUGAAAAUGUGACAUGGGGAGGGCAGUCAGGUUUCGUAUUCACAGAGCUUCAAGGUGAUUUUAUGAGACCCAGGAUUAAUGAGGUGGAUGAGCUACUUGCAAAAGGGGUGAAUGUCACCAUAUACAAUGGGCAACUGGAUGUAAUUUGUGCAACAAAGGGAACUGAAGCAUGGGUUGAGAAGCUCAAGUGGGAAGGGCUGCAGAAUUUUCUGAAAACAGAAAGAAGUCCAUUAUUUUGUGGGAAAGACAAACAAACAAGAGGGUUCACCAAGUCGUAUAAAAAUUUGCACUUCUAUUGGAUUCUUGGAGCAGGCCAUUUUGUACCUGUUGAUCAACCCUGCAUUGCAUUAAACAUGGUGGGUGCAAUCACAGACUCACCGGCUUCUGCCACUUCUACAACGUAGAAGAAAAGAAAUGAUGAAGAUGACUUUUACUUUACAAUUAGACAACAGAUAAAAACAUAGAGAUUCUGAUUCUGCAGAACACAGUCUGUCUCUCUUGUCGACAGACCAAGUAAAUAAAUGGGGGAAAAUCAACAAGCAA
Pistacia vera is the source of this 1698-nucleotide messenger RNA. Its product is annotated as serine carboxypeptidase-like 51. Lineage: Eukaryota; Viridiplantae; Streptophyta; Magnoliopsida; Sapindales; Anacardiaceae. The record is from RefSeq and is a predicted model, not a curated record. Gene Ontology annotation, biological process: proteolysis. Gene Ontology annotation, molecular function: serine-type carboxypeptidase activity. The coding region runs from base 165 to 1559 and encodes 464 amino acids. The transcript is spliced from 14 exons.